Solanum pennellii is the source of this 636-nucleotide messenger RNA. RefSeq lists its product as uncharacterized. Lineage: Eukaryota; Viridiplantae; Streptophyta; Magnoliopsida; Solanales; Solanaceae. The record is from RefSeq and is a predicted model, not a curated record. The transcript has 2 exons. The coding region runs from base 1 to 636 and encodes 211 amino acids.
AUGGUAGAAUAUGAGAUGAGAAAAGACAAAGAGGUGGUGGAAACUAGUGGAGAAUUGGUGGACAAAACGGCGAAAGAAGCAGAGGUACUUCAGAAAGUGGCCCUUAUUCCUAGACCUCCACCACCAUUCCCUCAGAGAUUGGUGAAGAAUACUGAGGAUGGUAAAUACUGGUGUUCUAUCACCAUGUUGAAACAACUUUCCAUCAAUGUCCGAUUGAUAGAAGCUCUGGAACAAAUGCUCGGUUAUGCUAAAUUUAUGAAGGAUAUGGUUACAAAGAAGAGAUCGAAAAAGGAAGAUCUGGGCUCUUUCGAUAUUCCAUGUACCAUCAGAUUAUUACAUUUUGCUAAAGCACUAUGUGAUCUAGGUGCUAGCAUAAACCUCAUGCCACUUUCCAUUUAUAAGAAAUUGAGUUUGUUUGACCAAAAGCCUAAUGCAAUGUGGUUACUGAUGGCCUAUCGAACAGUGAAGAAUCCCAUUGGGAUACUCCAUGAUGUGCUCGUGAAAGUGGACUCAUUUAUAUUUCCGGCAGAUUUUGUGAUUCUUGAUUGUGAGGUAGACUUUGAGGUUCAUAUUAUUCUUGGGAGGCCGUUCCUUGCCACUGGUCGUGCCUUGGUUGAUAUAGAGAAAGAGCGGUGA